AUGCAGCCGCCUGUGGGACAAAGUCUGGCUCCCAGCAGCUCCACAGAGGCUCUGGCACAGGAGCCUCCUCCACCAGGCGCCUCUGUGGGCUCAGACCCAGCAGUGGCCACAUCCUGCGCCCUGCCCGGAGCUGUGGGGCUGCCUGGGGGGGCCCCGAGGCCGCUGCUGAUGGAGCUGCUUGGCUCUCGGCAGCGCUGCUGUGUCUGCGGCCAGAGCGGGGCCACCAUCAUGUGCUGCGAGGAAAACUGUGACAGAUGGUUCCACCUGCCCUGUGCCAAGGAGGGUGGCUGUGUCACUCAGUACCUCACCCCAUACAGCUCCUACUGCUCUGAGCACCGUCCAGAGCAGGAUGUGCAGCAGACUCCAGAGCCAGACACCAAAUGCCCCAUCUGCCUGGAGCCUGUGGAGGAUAGAAAUACCUUCACCACCAUGGUGUGCCCAGCGUGCAAAAGGGCCUGGUUCCACAGGGACUGCAUCCAGGGACAGGCCAUGCGCGCUGGUGCUUUAUUCUUCCAGUGCCCCCUGUGCAGAGAUGGUGAGGCAUUCGCUGUUGAAAUGUUCCUCAUUGGGAUCCGCAUCCCCUUCAGACUGCCAACAUGGGAGGACAACGAUGCCUUCGCCGACCUAGAAGAGAGGCACAGCUGGUGCAAUGCCAGGAAAUGCCUUUACCCAGGAGGCAGGGAGCAAGCAGAGGAAGAGGGAGACCAGAAACCGUCGCAGACACCAACGUGCAGCAUUACAGCAGUUGCUGCCAUCUUCCUCUCCGGACCCUAG
This is a messenger RNA of Prinia subflava (tawny-flanked prinia), 774 nucleotides long. RefSeq names its product PHD finger protein 7-like. The transcript is spliced from 5 exons. Gene Ontology annotation, cellular component: nucleus. Bases 1 to 774 code for a protein of 257 amino acids. The record is from RefSeq and is a predicted model, not a curated record. Lineage: Eukaryota; Metazoa; Chordata; Aves; Passeriformes; Cisticolidae.